Molecule: messenger RNA, 761 nt
Organism: Mercurialis annua (annual mercury)
Lineage: Eukaryota; Viridiplantae; Streptophyta; Magnoliopsida; Malpighiales; Euphorbiaceae
Product: protein translation factor SUI1 homolog 1
Exons: 5
Coding region: 199-540 (113 amino acids)
Biological process (GO): translational initiation
Molecular function (GO): RNA binding; translation initiation factor activity
Source: RefSeq, a predicted model, not a curated record
UAAUCAUAAGUCUUCUUUUUCGUAUUUUGUUUUGGUGGAUACAAUUCAGAGACCGAACAACCUUAACGAACAGAGCUUAGCAUCUGAUUUUUUCUUAGGGUUUCUGUUUUUUUCCGGAGAAUUUUCAUCUUGAAACCCUAAAUCUUCGAUCAGAUCUGAGCAUUCUGGUUGUUAGGCUUCAUCGAUCAGCCAAGGUUCAUGUCUGAGCUCGAAUCCCAGAUUCCUACUGCCUUCGAUCCUUUUGCUGAUGCAAAUGCUGAAGACUCUGGCGCUGGUGCAAAAGAGUACGUGCAUAUUCGUAUACAGCAAAGAAAUGGUAGGAAAAGCUUGACAACUGUGCAGGGGUUGAAGAAGGAAUUCAGUUACAACAAGAUACUCAAAGAUCUAAAGAAGGAAUUCUGCUGCAAUGGUACAGUCGUGCAGGACCCGGAAUUAGGGCAGGUUAUACAACUUCAAGGGGAUCAAAGAAAGAACGUGUCUAGUUUCCUUACUGGGGCAGGAAUUGUGAAAAAGGAUAACAUCAAAAUCCAUGGUUUUUAAGCUGCACCAGCUACAACAAAAUCUCUGCCUGGUGAAAUUCCCCUCUUAUGUUGGCGCAGAAACUGUUUGAAAUUUAGAAUAUAUUUAAGCUGUUAUGUUUUUUAUGAUGUUGGUUUGAUAAGAAAAAAAGUAACUUUGCUUCUGUUGUUUUUCUUGUAAGCUAUGUGGAUUGUGUUUGUGAUGAUAAUGGAAUAUGUGACUGUAAGUCUUUAUAUCUUUAA